This is a messenger RNA of Onychostruthus taczanowskii (white-rumped snowfinch), 1870 nucleotides long. It is a transcript of the gene WDSUB1, whose product is annotated as WD repeat, sterile alpha motif and U-box domain containing 1. Lineage: Eukaryota; Metazoa; Chordata; Aves; Passeriformes; Passeridae. Gene Ontology annotation, molecular function: ubiquitin-protein transferase activity; protein binding. Bases 199 to 1620 code for a protein of 473 amino acids. The transcript has 12 exons. The record is from RefSeq and is a predicted model, not a curated record. Gene Ontology annotation, biological process: protein ubiquitination.
CAGCUGCCUGGGCCGUGCGGGGGUGGCCGAGGCCGGAGGCGCCGCGGUCGGAGCGCGGGAGGUUUGCUUUUCUGCAGUGACUCCUGAAAGUCUCCUGACAGUGAGAUCAAGGUGCCUUUUUCAGCUCAUCUUUCCAGAUGUUAAGCUUUCCCUGACUCUUCAGUUUCUCGUAGUUGAAAAAAAUUUUUAUUUUUUCAAAUGGCAACAUUAAUUCACACUUUAGCGGAUCACAGUGAUGACGUCAACUACUGUGCCUUCUCAUCAUCGCGCUUGGCUACGUGUUCCUCGGACAAAACAAUUCGCGUUUAUUCUUUGGGCGACUUCGCCGAGCUCCCGUACUCGCCCUUGGAGGGCCACGCGUACGCCGUGCACUGCUGCUGCUUCUCGCCGUCGGGCCUCGUGCUGGCCUCGUGCUCCACGGACGGCACCGCGGCGCUCUGGGACGCGCGCGACGGCCGCAGGCUGGCCGUGCUGGAGCAGCCCGGCGCCAGCCCCGUCCGCGUCUGCCGCUUCUCUCCCGGGGCCGCCCAUCUGCUGGCGGGGGCAGCGGACGGCAGCGCCGCGCUUUGGAACGUGCAGUCCAGGAAACUGUACCGAUCUGGGAAAGUUAAAGGCGGUUCUUUGAUGGCUUGUGCGUUUUCUCCCAAUGGAAACUUCUUUGUCACUGGAUCAUCAAGUGGUGAUUUAACCAUCUGGGAUGAUAAAAUGAGAUGCCUGUGUAAUGAAAAAGCACAUGAUCUUGGCGUGACCUGCUGUGAUAUUUCUUCACAUCCAGUAUCUGAUAGUGAAAAUGGAUUCAAAUACUUCCAGAUGGCUUCCUGUGGACAAGAUAAUCAUAUCAAACUCUGGCUUAUUUUGUUUUCAGAUUUCUUAGGUGUUCAGUUAAAAUAUAAAUGCACACUGAAUGGGCACUCUGCCCCAGUUCUGGCUUGUGCAUUUUCAUGUGAUGGACAGAUGAUAGCCUCGGGGUCUGUGGACAAGUGUGUCAUCAUCUAUGAAACUAGUACUGGCAAUACCCUUCAUACUUUGUCUCGGCAUACAAGAUAUGUUACAACUUGUGCUUUUGCACCAUGUAGUCCCUUACUUGCCACAGGCUCAAUGGAUAAAACUGUGCACAUAUGGCAGCUUGACCUUAAGCAACCCUGUGCAGGACGUACUGUAGAAAAUGAAUCAAAGGUGGCUGUUGAGGACUGGUCAGAGGAUGAUGUUUCAGCCUGGCUCUGUGCACAGGAUUUAGCAAACUUCGUUGAACUUUUCAAAAUGAAUAAUAUUGAUGGCAAGGAACUACUCAAUCUUACUAAGGAAAGUCUUGCUAAGGAAUUAAAAAUCGAGUCUCUAGGCCUGCGCAGUAAAGUUCUCCAGAAAAUUGAAGAACUGAGGAUGACAACGACCUCGGUUUCUGUUCCUGAUGAGUUCCUAUGUCCUAUAACAAGAGAGCUUAUGAACGAUCCUGUCAUUGCCACAGAUGGCUAUUCCUAUGAAAGGGAAGCAAUGGAAAACUGGAUCAGCAAUAGACGAUCUAGUCCCAUGACGAAUCUUCCUCUCCACUCUCUUAUGCUCACACCAAACAGAACACUAAAAAUGGCCAUUAAUCGCUGGCUAGAGACUCAGCAGAAAUAGUUAAACCACUUAAUUUUGAAGUUGUUUGUUAAAAUUAAUUGAAAUUUUAUGCAGCUGGAGGAAUUAAUUGUAUCAGAAACACAUGGAAAGAAAAACUUGUGCUUCGCUUCUAUCUGUGGUUGGUUCAGCCUUCACUGGUGGAAACUCCCAGAACAACUUUAAUUUCCUAGUAGUUUUACUUUGUGGUAUUUCUGUUUAAGAGUCAAGUACUCAAAGUUUUUCAAAUAAAAUUUUCUUAAAAUUUUUAUUA